CCCUGAAACUCCAAAGGCCGUGGCUUGACUGAAAAGAGGAAAAGAGAAUUAGCUGGAAAGGGAGUAAGCAAAAACUGGUGAGAAAAGAAGCAAAGAAGAGAAGAUCGAGCGAUGGUGGAAGGGAGGGAACGCUCCUGUGAUCUCACACGUCACGUGACUCGAGCUGCACCAAUCAGAGAGUGGCACCGGAGAGUGGCAGGAUCGCCGCGGGAGCCGUGACCUCAGACGGGAGACUGACAGGCCGUCACCACGGCGAUCACCACGACAACAAGCGGCAAGACGCACCUGGACCUCGAAAACGGCCUCCCUCAGACCACUCCAAAAACCACGCUGCUACUGCACAAACCACUAGUGAGCAAGAGACACAGAGAGAGAAACUGAGAGAGAGAUAGAGUCCCAUAGUGAAACAGGCUGGGGCUCCUUGAGCUGUAAGGAGAGGGCAGCGGUGGUGCAGGAUUUAGCCCUCCUGGAAGUGACACAUGGCUUCUAACAGCAUCUUCGACUCCUUCACUAGCUACUCCACCAGUUUACUCAGAGAUCCGGGCACCAGCAGACGCUUCACGCCGCCCUCCGCGUCGUUCUCGUGCGGCACCCUUAAGCUGGACGGUGGCGGCGGCGGCGGCGCGGGCGCGGCGGGCAUGAGCAGCGCUCUCCCCGUGGGUGUGCGCGCGCGGGCUGAGGCGCGCUCGGUUGUGGACGUGCUGGCGGACCACGCCGGAGAGCUCGUGCGCACCGACAGCCCCAACUUCCUGUGCUCCGUGCUGCCCUCGCACUGGCGCUGCAACAAGACUCUGCCGGUGGCGUUCAAGGUGGUGGCCCUGGGCGAUGUGCCGGACGGUACUCUGGUCACGGUGAUGGCCGGUAAUGAUGAGAAUUACUCCGCUGAGCUGAGAAACGCCUCCGCCGUGAUGAAGAACCAGGUCGCGCGCUUCAAUGACCUGCGCUUCGUGGGCAGAAGCGGGAGAGGGAAGAGUUUCACCCUGACCAUCACUGUGUUUACCGGACCGCCUCAGGUGGCAACAUAUCACCGCGCCAUCAAAGUCACUGUGGACGGCCCACGAGAGCCAAGACGUCACAGAGUGAAGCUGGAGGAAAGUCAGAAGUUUUCUGAGCGGCUGAGUGAGAUGGAACGUUACCAGCGUGCCAGUCUGAGGAUGGGCACUGGCAAUGGCCCGGCUCGUCCUACCCACCAGUCUCAUUACAGCUCCUCUGGUGCCACUCAGAUACCAGGACUUUGGCCAGACCAGAUUGAGGCACCUCCUCUCAAAACCUGCAAAGUGGAGGACGACAUCCGCUGGUCAAGCACCGACCUGUUCCCGCAGAGGACAACAUUUCCGUCCCUUUCACCGCUGACCGCCCCACGUUUUCCUGACCCCCACAUGCACUACCCGAGUCCUUUCACCUACUCAGCCAACCCGUCCGGCACAGGCAUCGGGGGUCUAAGCGUGACAGGCAUGUCGACCUCCACUCGUUACCACACCUACCUGCCUCCACCGUAUCCUGGCAACCAGAAUCAAAGCUCCCACUUCCAGACCAACUCCUCCCCUUACCAUCUGUAUUACGGCACCGGCUCAAGCUCCUACCAGUUCUCCAUGGUGCCGGCCAGCGGUGGCUCGGGGGGUGAACGCUCGCCCACCCGCAUGCUAACCUCCUGCACAGCGGCGGCAGGGGGUGGAGCUGCUGGUUCAGGGGGUGGAGCCGCUGGCAGCUUGAUGAACGCCAGCCUUGGUAACCAGAGUGACGGGGUGGAGGCGGAUGGCAGCCACAGCAACUCGCCCACCGCCAUGAGCACGUCGGGCCGCAUGGACGAGUCCGUGUGGAGGCCUUACUGAGCCUGGACAGGGUGGGGUUUUGUGGAAGAGGGGUAAGGAAGGCAAAAAAUGCUUGAUCCCUUGAGAAAAGCUUGCAUUUAAAACCAAAGUGACAUAUGAUGAUAGAAAAAUGGCAUUCCUGGCAUGUUCCAGGACGCUUUGGGGAGGGACAGAACUGAAAGAGUGGCAAGAAGAGGACAGAGCAAAGCUUGUGUGUUUUAAAAAUGAAAAAAAAAAAGAAAAAACAUCGCAUGGUUGGUCCAUUUUGAUGCCUCCCUCCUCGUUCCUUUUCCUUUUUCUCAUGCAGACCAAAAAGAGACAGUAUGAUGUGUUUUAAUGUUUUAUUCCAUGAGGAGUGCCAAUCCUCACCCUGUAAGACUGAACCGUCGAGAGUAAGGUUGGCCGGAUGAAGAAUGCCGACCCAUCGAUAUUUCCUGAAGCUUUCCAAAAUCACAGACUGCAAAUGUUCUCUUGUUUCAACUGUAACUAGAGCAUCUGAACAUUGAGUGGCCGACCAGAAAAGACACCGCCCUCACUGCUUUACCAUCAGGGCAGCCAGAUUCACAAUAAUGAGAUCACUGACCUUCGCCUGCCUUGAUGCCGGCCCAGCAUGUAACGUAAACCAUGCUGUAUCAGGUCAACCUGAUCGAUUAAGACUUUUAUUGAUGUCUUUGUUGAUUCAAGCUACAUUCAGCUAUUGCCUUCAAGCUUCACGUCUUCAAACUGGGCAAAUUGGAAUAGCAUUCAGAAUCGAUACGAUAUCAUUCAUAAUGGAAGCACAAUAAGUUUUGGUACAGAAUGAAAAAAUGCCACAGCUAGUGACAAUUAAAUACCAAAGAAGUUGACAUUGUUUUGUUUUGAUUUUCUUUUUUUUUCACUGUCACAAUCAUAAACAAUUUUCUGGCUUUUCAUACAUGCUGAGGUUUGUGUUUAUGGAAUGGUUUUUGACAGCAAUUUCGUCACAAUUGCUUUUUUUGCUUUGGAAUUUUUUUUUUGUUAUAUUGUGGUUUCUUCAAGCCAUUCUUUGUUUGAACUAAGUAAUAUGGUUUGGGAUUUCUUUAAUUUAUUUGAGCCAAUUCUAUAUAAAUAUUCUUAUUGUUUCCAGGUCAAAAACAUUUAGUGCUUCUUUGUAUUUUUUUUCUAAUCCUUUGAUUUAAUAUAAAACUGCAAGCGUGCUACUGUAAUAUAUGAUGCCUAAAUUAUGAAAUGGUAGAAAUUUUAAAAAAUGUAAUGUCUGUUUUCCAAUGUAGCUCCAAUGCACUAAAAGGUUUAUUUAAAGGAAAUGUCAUGAUAAACCACAGAAUAGGUAUCCACCAUACAUCCUCCACAUCAUUCCAAAGUGUAAGGAACUCUGAUAAGAUGCCGUAGGAUGCAUUACCAAAGCCAGGGCCGUUUCUGAAUAUCUGAGGGCUCUAAGUGACAUCCUUUUUUGGGGCCCCCUACUCAACCCAAUCAUAGCAUUUUGUCUGAAAGAAUGAAAAAGAAUUCAUUAUUAAUCCUUAAUUAAUCGAAUUUAGGAAACAGUUUGAUAAUUGCUCAAGUAAACACAAUAAACAUAUACAAGUGCCAAUUCAUAUUAAAUUAACAUUAUAAGAUAUUAUUCUGCCAAUUUCAUGACAAACUAAACAAAAGUCAGAGACCACCCUUCAUUUAUUCAUUUCAUUCCAUGUCAUUGGACAAAAAGCAGAAAUGAUGUAUUUAACAGCGAGUUACCCAACACCUUAAUAACUACAUUCAAAUGACAUUUUUCAGUAUUAAUGUGUCCACAAUUUGCAUUUAUUACAGCUUCCAUUCUUUUUGGACACUUGCUUUCAAUUUUUUUUUAUUUGAGGCAUGAGAUGGAAACAUGAGAUGUUUCCACACCUCUAAAGUUCAGUCUUAGAAGUUGGUUGCAUUUUCAAUCUCUCACAAUCCACAAUGGUCACACAGCAUACUUUCCUUUGACUUUCCCCUUCUGUGAGUAGAUUAGAUAUAACUAACCUGAAACGGAGAUGAAUUGAACUUAAAAGCCAUGUUGACUGUGAAUAAAUAAACAAAGAGUGGUCUCUGACUUUUCUACAGCACUGUACAUACAAGGCCCUGAAGCGGCUUCGUAUACUGCAAGAAACGACCCCGACUAAGGCAUCAAAUUCCCAUCUGCGCACUAGUUAACUAAUCAUCAAACACACUUCAGGGCACAAAGUUCCACUCUCUCUUUAUUGGCCAAUGAGUGAAGUCUUCCAAUGUCAUUCCAAUCCCUUUGAGAAUGAAGAACACAGGUAGCUUUAAGCAUGUACAUUAUCCGCCUCCUUUCACAAUGAAAGGACGGAAACAGUAGACGAUAACUGGGCAUGCCUGAAAGCACAUUGUCUCCUAUUAUUUGAAUAACAAAACCGUGCACAUGCUGGAACAUUGGAGGUAAAGUGGCCAGAACUCUCUCUAAGUUCACUUCAGGCUCACAUCCAACACAGCUGUACGCAAUAUCUCAUCUCCUGGAAGCCUUUCCCAGGCCUGCCACGCCCCUUCACACCUGAUCCCUGUACCUGCAGGCAGAAGGAAGGGAAAGAGAGAGUAAGAUGGAUGAAGAGAGCUGUAGAUUGUGGGAUAGAGAUCCUUUUUCAGUGACCAGUGGUCAUCCUUUAGGGUGCUAGUUAUGCUAACGCCGCAAAGGUCCUCUUUGUUCGUUCGACUUUGAAGCCUCUGCGGAGGCCGCUCGUUUCUUUCGCUAUUGUCAUUUGUACGUAAUUAACGUUCAAAGCUGGAGGCCAUCGCAGAGACCGAGAUGUAUGACUUUGCCUACAUGAGAAGCUCUUAGAAGCAAGAGUUUUAUUGCUAACUUCAAUGCCACUUGGUAAUGGAGGUGUCAUGUAGUCUGAGGUGGUACUAAAGAUCAGAUCAGAGUCGAUCAAACGCUUGUUCACUGUUAAAACACUGUUACAGGCCCUAAUUGUUAGCAGUCUCACUUACAACAGAAGCCAGUGGGCAGGUUCUGAAGCAACUGCCCAUUGGCUUCUGUUAUGAAUGUGUUUGAGUUCUCCGCUCUUUUCUAAGUAAUGGGAAGCAAGUUUUGCCCAUGGUUAUUGAACGUGUGCUACAGGUUUAGCAGAUAGAUAUUAGGUUGAAAAAUGAUGGCAAUUUCCUUUAAUAUCCAGACAGUAACUCAUAAACAAAUUGCUUUUGGGUGUGAAAUAUUCCUUUCUCUCCAUGUGCAUAGUAUUAAAACAGUCCGGGGGGGUGAUUAUCUUUGCCAAUGACAAUCAACUACAAUCUAGACAGUUCUCAGAUGAGUAUCCAGACGAUUUGACUCAGGAAACAACUAAGACUUUCUGCCUUAUGAUGCUUCAUGACAGUGAUGAUAAUUAAUGUUGCGAAUAUAAGGAAAGCACAACCUAACUUAACUAAAACUCUUCUAUGAACAGAGCUAAACUGCUUUAAACUGGGGCGUCGAUCAGUGGUGCCGAACAAAAGACACUGCUGGCCCAAAUUACAUGACCAAACAACAUGUUUGUUUAUUAUGAGAAAUGGUUUGUUUUCGUGUUUGUUUUCUGUCUGAUCUACGCUGCCCAAUGAUAUUAGGACAGCACACACAAAUCUAAAAUGUGUUUUCCACACUUUGUCACAUUGCAAUGUGAGUUGAGUGCAACAACCAAAAGCUCAGUGGUUCCUUUUCAAGAACAAAAUAGUGUUUUUCAUUCACUGUAUAUUUGAGUUUUGAUUCUUUAACAUGCUCUGCUAUAGUGUACCUUCAUUGUGUGCAAACAAUGUAGUUUUUGAUGCAUUUUAAUUAAAAAAGAGACGUUUCGCUUA
Pygocentrus nattereri (red-bellied piranha) is the source of this 5597-nucleotide messenger RNA. It is a transcript of the gene runx3, whose product is annotated as RUNX family transcription factor 3. The record is from RefSeq and is a predicted model, not a curated record. Gene Ontology annotation, molecular function: RNA polymerase II cis-regulatory region sequence-specific DNA binding; DNA-binding transcription factor activity, RNA polymerase II-specific; ATP binding. Gene Ontology annotation, cellular component: nucleus. The transcript is spliced from 8 exons. NCBI's taxonomy places the organism in Eukaryota, Metazoa, Chordata, Actinopteri, Characiformes, Serrasalmidae. Bases 480 to 1832 code for a protein of 450 amino acids. Gene Ontology annotation, biological process: regulation of transcription by RNA polymerase II; hemopoiesis; regulation of cell differentiation.